GGGAUCAGACGUUUCCGAUAGGGGUGAGUGUGGAGCAGGGGUGACGUCAGGCGCCUCCUCCUCCCCCAGCCGAGUCCGUGAAAGUAACUCUGGAGUGUGGACUGGGAAGUGAUAGGAGUCGCCGGGCAUGGAGAGCACUGAGCGCGGAGCGGCUGGCACAACUCGGGUUGCCGGGUUCCCCGUCUGAUCCUCCCGGAGCUGCCACUGGGGAUUUGUCUGUGUGCUCGGAUCCUCACCUGUGAAACUUGUCUGCGUCUCUGGGAAUUGGGAAAGAUGGACGGCGUCUGUGCGGGACUGCUGCUGCUGCUACUCCCACCGGUGCUGGCAUCGGUGCACGGCCAGUUGUCUACAGGAGGUUGUACCUUUAAUGAUGGCCCAGCAGCUUGUGAUUAUCAUCAGGACUUGUACGAUGACUUUGAUUGGGACCAUGUCAGUGCUCAAGAGCCCCAUUACCUACCUACAGAAAUGCCAAAAGGCUCCUAUAUGAUUGUGGACUCCUCUAAGCAUGAUCCUGGCGAGAAGGCUCGCCUGCAGCUCCCCAACAUGAAGGAAAAUGACACUCACUGCAUUGACUUUAACUACCUUCUCUUCACGCAAAAAAGGGACAGUCCAGGGACCUUGAAUAUUUUUGUGCGGGUGAACAAAGGACCCAUUGCCAACCCUAUCUGGAAUGUAACUGGCGCUACUGGGAAGGACUGGUUGAGGGCUGAGCUGGCGGUCAGCACUUUUUGGCCAAAUGAGUAUCAGGUAAUCUUUGAAGCGGAGUCCUCAGGAGGGAGGGGUGGAUACAUCGCCAUAGAUGACAUUCAAGUUUUGAGCUACCCUUGUGAUAAGUCUCCUCACUUCUUGAGACUUGGAGAUGUUGAGGUGAAUGCUGGUCAGAAUGCCACGUUUCAGUGUAUUGCCACUGGAAGGGACGCAGUGAACAACAAGUUAUGGCUUCAGAAACGGAAUGGGGAAGAUAUCCCUGUAGUACAAACCAAAAACAUCAAUCACAGAAGAUUUGCAGCCUCAUUUAGGUUACGGGAGGUGACGAAGGCAGAUGAAGACCUGUACAGAUGUGUAACACAAUCAGAGAGAGGCUCUGGAGUCUCAAAUUUUGCUCAGCUCAUCGUCCGAGAACCGCCACGACCAAUUGCCCCUCCACAGCUCCUGGGUGUUGGUCCAACUUACCUUCUUAUUCAGCUGAAUGCUAACUCUAUUAUUGGAGAUGGGCCUAUCAUUCUGAAGGAGGUAGAAUAUAGGAUGACCACAGGAACCUGGAUUGAAACACAUGCAGUAAAUGCACCAACGUAUAAACUAUGGCAUCUGGAUCCAGAUACGGAGUAUGAGAUUCGGGUUUUAUUAACAAGGCCGGGAGAGGGAGGCACAGGACAGCCAGGGCCUCCACUAAUCACAAGGACCAAGUGUGCAGAGCCCAUGAGGACACCCAAAACCCUGAAGAUUGCAGAAAUACAGUCCAGACGUAUUGCUGUUGAUUGGGAAUCAUUGGGCUACAAUAUAACUCGCUGCCAUACUUUUAAUGUCACCAUUUGCUAUCACUAUUAUCGAAGCCAUAAUAUGGACAAAGUUGAUUGUUUGGACAUGGACCCCAAAGCUCCAAAACAUGUGGUGGACCAUCUCCCACCUUAUACAAAUGUCAGUCUAAAGAUGAUCUUAACCAAUCCCGAGGGUCGAAAGGAAAGUGAAGAAACUAUUAUCCAGACAGAUGAAGAUGUACCUGGACAAGUGCCAUUCAAUUCACUGAAGGGCACACCAUUUGAAGAUAAGAUCUUCCUGAAUUGGAAGGAGCCUACAGAGCCAAAUGGAGUUAUCACUCAAUAUGAGGUUAAGUACAACAGUAUCCGGUCUUUUGAUCCUGCCGUUCCUGUGUCUGGUCCACCGCAGACUGUUUCCAAACUUUGGAAUAGUACACACCAUGUUUUCUCUCAGCUGCAUCCAGGCACUACAUACCAAUUUCUUAUAAAGGCUAGUACAAUGAAGGGAUUUGGUCCAGCAACAACUAUUAACGUUACCACCAAUAUAUCAGCGCCAACAUUACCAGACUAUGAGGGUGUUGAUGCAUUCCUUAAUGAAACCGCCACCACUAUCACUGUGCUGCUUAGGCCUGCCCAGGCUAAAGGUGCUCCUAUCAGUGCCUACCAAAUUGUAGUGGAAGAGCUACAUCCUCUUCGGACAAAGAGGGAGACUGGAGGGAUGGAGUGUUAUCAGGUUCCAGUUGCUUAUAACAAUGCUGGCAGCGGUGGUGGUUCCCCUUACUACUUUGCUGCAGAGCUACCACCAUCGAACCUUCCUGAAGCUGCUCCUUUCACUGUUGGUGACAACAGGACUUAUCAAGGAUUUUGGAACCCACCGCUCGCUCCUCGUAAAGGCUAUAAUAUCUACUUCCAGGCUGUAAGCAGUGUUGAGAAGGAAACUAAAACACAGUGUGUGCGAAUUGCGACUAAAGCUGCAGCAACCGAGGAACCAGAGGUAAUUCCUGAUCCUGCCAAGCAGACUGAUCGGGUGGUGAAAAUAGCUGGCAUCAGUGCAGGGAUACUGGUAUUCAUCCUACUCCUACUAGUUGUCAUUUUAAUAGUCAAAAAAAGAUAUAUUACAUGGCGAAGAAACUUCUGCAUUAGAAGCAUUAGGAGGAGCUACUAUUCUUACUCCUACUACCUUAAACUGGCCAAGAAACGAAAGGAUGCGAUGGGUAAUGCGCGCCAGGAAAUGACACACAUGGUGAAUGCGAUGGAUAGGAGUUAUGCUGACCAGAGUACUCUGCAUGCAGAAGAUCCACUGUCUAUCACCUAUAUGGACUCGCACAACUUCAGUCCCAGAUUGCCCAAUGAUCCACUUGUGCCGACUGCUGUGUUAGUGCCAAUAACUGAUGAAAACCACACUGCAACAGCAGAGUCCAGUCGUCUCUUGGAUGUCCCUCGUUACUUGUGUGAGGGAACUGAAUCUCCAUAUCAGACAGGACAGCUUCACCCAGCCAUUAGGGUAGCUGAUCUGCUCCAACAUAUUAAUCUUAUGAAGACUUCUGAUAGCUAUGGAUUUAAGGAAGAGUAUGAGAGUUUCUUUGAGGGUCAGUCUGCAUCAUGGGAUGUUGCUAAGAAAGAUCAAAACCGAACAAAGAACAGAUAUGGAAAUAUCAUAGCUUACGACCACUCGCGAGUCAUCCUGCAGCCAGUAGAAGAUGACCCCUCCUCUGACUACAUAAACGCAAAUUACAUUGAUAUAUGGCUGUACAGGGAUGGUUAUCAGCGGCCGAGUCAUUACAUUGCUACUCAAGGCCCAGUUCAUGAAACAGUCUAUGACUUCUGGAGAAUGGUGUGGCAAGAACAAUCUGCUUGUAUCGUCAUGGUUACAAAUCUAGUGGAAGUUGGCAGGGUGAAAUGUUACAAAUACUGGCCUGAUGAUACUGAAGUCUACGCAGAUUUUAAAGUGACAUGUGUAGAAGUGGAACCACUGGCUGAGUAUGUGAUCCGUACAUUCACUCUUGAAAGGAGAGGAUAUAAUGAAAUCAGAGAAGUCAAGCAGUUCCAUUUUACUGGGUGGCCUGAUCAUGGAGUUCCCUAUCAUGCUACUGGACUUCUGUCCUUUAUUAGACGUGUGAAGUUGUCCAACCCACCAAGUGCUGGUCCCAUUGUGGUUCACUGCAGCGCUGGCGCUGGCCGCACUGGCUGUUACAUAGUUAUUGACAUCAUGCUAGACAUGGCUGAGCGGGAAGGUGUGGUAGACAUUUAUAACUGUGUGAAAGCUUUGCGCUCUCGGCGCAUCAACAUGGUCCAAACAGAGGAGCAGUAUAUUUUCAUCCAUGAUGCCAUUCUGGAAGCGUGCUUGUGUGGAGAAACUGCCAUACCCGUCUGUGAAUUUAAAGCCGCAUAUUUUGACAUGAUCAGAAUAGACUCACAGACCAACUCAUCACAUCUCAAAGAUGAAUUCCAGGUAUUAUCAACUCUGAAUUCUGUGACCCCAAGACUACAAGCCGAGGACUGCAGUAUAGCCUGCUUGCCAAGGAACCAUGAGAAGAACCGUUUCAUGGACCUGCUGCCGCCUGACAGAUGUCUGCCUUUCUUAAUUACCAUAGAUGGGGAGAGCAGCAAUUACGUCAAUGCAGCCCUUAUGGAUAGCUACAGACAGCCAGCUGCCUUCAUCGUUACGCAGCACCCCUUGCCAAACACUGUAAAAGACUUCUGGAGAUUAGUCUAUGACUACGGAUGCUCUUCCUUAGUGAUGCUCAAUGAGGUGGAUUUGACACAGGGCUGUCCACAGUACUGGCCGGAGGAAGGAAUGCUGAGGUAUGGCCCAAUCCAAGUGGAGUGUAUGUCCUGCUCAAUGGACUGUGAUGUUAUCAACAGAAUCUUCAGGAUAUGCAACCUGACUAGGCCUCAAGAAGGUUAUCUGAUGGUGCAGCAGUUCCAGUACUUGGGCUGGGCGUCUCACAGGGAGGUGCCAAGUUCUAAAAGAUCUUUCCUGAAAUUGAUUUUGCAAGUUGAAAAAUGGCAAGAGGAGUGUGAUGAAGGGGAGGGACGCACCAUUAUUCACUGCCUAAAUGGUGGAGGGCGAAGUGGAAUGUUCUGUGCCAUUAGUAUUGUGUGUGAAAUGAUCAAAAGACAAAAUGUAGUAGAUGUCUUUCAUGCUGUGAAAACACUACGCAACAGCAAGCCAAAUAUGGUGGAAAUUCCGGAACAGUACCGCUUCUGCUACGAUGUGUCAUUAGAAUACCUUGAGUCUUCAUAGUUGGAUGUGCCGGUCAACUCUAAAAGCUCAGAAAAAUAGCACUCCAACUGUGGAGAAAGGGAUUUUUACAUGGGACCUUUUACGUUUUAAACAAGGCAAACAAAGAAAAAAAUAAACCUAAAGAAAAAAAAUAUUUUUCUUAUGACUUUCUGUAGCUUCAUAAAAAAGGAUAUGAGCUGUUUCCAUGACUGUAUACAGUAUUGAUGGAUCUAGUGCCACAUGAUCAUGCAUUGUGCUGGGGGCCAGAACUGGACAGUGUCUCCUCGUCACAAGGAUUUAUAUGUAUUUGUAUAUGCAGCCGUCUCGCAAACAACGCUGAAGCCAAUAUGUUGCAUGUGUCUAUACUUUUUUUUUUUAUAUAUAAAUAAAAUUUGUUUAAAAAUGCUUAUAAAUGCUGUGCAGAUUUGACUGUAAAUUAAUUAUCUAUACAUUUCAGGCUUCACCAAUCUGUAUUUGGCUUUCUGUUGUUUUGUACAUCUGAUGGCUGGAGCGUACCAUAUAUAUAUUGUUUCAAAAGAAUCCCAAACAUAAGCCAAAGAGUCAAUUGUAAAUAUGUCAAUAUGGAGAAGCACACUCUGUAUUUAUUGCUUAUUUACAUUCCUUUCUUUUGACGGCUGAAGAAACAAUCAUUUUUCCUGAGGAAAGCUUUUUGCUGAAAAUGAUGGUUUAUUUUUGUAUGUAAGUGUAAGGAAAAGGCAUCUGUUUUCUGCAUUAACUGAAGAGCGAUGUUUUAAAGAUAUUUUGUUGUACAUCAUGCUGGUGAAUAUACGUUAUGUGAAUCUGUUUGGUUCUGGACCACCUCUAAUAGCAGGACCAAAGUGCUGUACAGUUUUCCACAAACACCCUAGUAAUCAUGGCUCAAUUUAUUCAUACACGUUGUGGGAAAUCCAUGCUUAGAAACUUCUAGAUCUGAGUCCUGGGCCACACUGUUGGGAAAGCAGAUCAAGAGGUUGCAGCAUUGCGAUCCAGGGCAUGAGAACAUUUGAUUAGCACAUUGUAACAAAAUGUGUAUCUUGUUGUUUACAGACUUUUAAGCUUUGGAUUCUAUCAGCAAAGCAAAUUGAAAUAAAUGAAUACUGUAUUUCA
Pseudophryne corroboree (corroboree frog) is the source of this 5811-nucleotide messenger RNA. It is a transcript of the gene PTPRK, whose product is annotated as protein tyrosine phosphatase receptor type K. The coding region runs from base 274 to 4725 and encodes 1483 amino acids. NCBI's taxonomy places the organism in Eukaryota, Metazoa, Chordata, Amphibia, Anura, Myobatrachidae. Gene Ontology annotation, biological process: protein dephosphorylation. The record is from RefSeq and is a predicted model, not a curated record. Gene Ontology annotation, cellular component: membrane. The transcript is spliced from 35 exons. Gene Ontology annotation, molecular function: protein binding; protein tyrosine phosphatase activity.